AUGAUGGAUUCUGAUCGAAUGUCAGAAAGGUAUUAAAAUAAUGGACACAACAACAAUAUUUUUCGUGAUACAGAAUAAAACUUCCUUCCACUUCAAGUUGUUGAUAAUUUUAAUAAAUAGUUAGCUGAGGUUAAGCAAGUACAUUUGCAAUUUUAUUAGGAACCAAUCGAAUAACAAGUUGUAGAUUAACCAAUUAAUUCAGAACUAUAAAGAGGGAAUAUGGCUUAAUUGGUAAUAUAUAUCAAUAUUUGUAGUUUACAGACAAGCCUCUAUGUUUACCUAUUGUUUAAAAAAAAUUGAGUAGUCUAGAUUAAGAAAAUGAUGAAGUUGACGAAAUUUCGUAGAAAAAGAAUCGAUAAAUGAGUUCAUAAAAUAUGGAAUCAGGUUCAGAUGGUAGAUCAAGUCAAAAUAAAUCAGGGCAACAAAGACAAUUUAGUAUGUGAUUUUGUAGUAUGUUUAUAGUGGCUAAAAAAACGAUAAGAAGAAUGAAUAGUAAAAUAAAGGCCAGACAAUCAGUGAUAUUGCCUAGAGCCUUAACUACAAGCAUUACCACUAGAAUUUCCCAUUUUGUUGAAAGUCUUCCUUUUUCAAUUUUAAUGGCAAUAGUCACUCUUUAUGCUUUAUUCGGAGAUGAUAUAAGAGUCCUAACUGUGAAUAAAGAUGGUGAUGACGCAUUCUUUGUUUUAACCAUAAUUUGUAUGGUUUGCUUUAUCUUAGAAAUUGUUUUUACGUGUGUUUGCAAACAUGAAUAUAUUUGCAAUGUAUAAUGACAUUUAUAACUAUAGUUUUACUUUUGGUUAGAUGUGAUAUCAACAGCAACCAUGUUUUUGGAUAUUGGAUGGAUAACUGAUGAAUGGUACUCCGGGGACGUAACAAAUGCUUCUUCGAUUAAAACAAUUGGUUCUGCCUCCAAAGUUGCAAGAAAGGCUGCAAGAGUCAUAAGAGUCAUAAGAUUAGUAAGACUGGUGAAAUUGUAUAAACAUGCGAGAUAAUAAAUAUAGAAGCAAUAAUAAAAGGCACUUCUAAGAUAGUUAUUAAGAUAGGCUCAAUUAUCUUAAGAGGAAAAGAUGAAAAAAUAAUAAUAAUAGUAAUAAAUGAUUUAAGAGUCUUAAUAGUAACAAUCAUAACUAUAAAUCUAAUAAAGGAUUCAUCAGUAAUCUUAAUAAUAUUUGUCUUAAUCUUAAAAUCCUCACUAACGUAUUAUUUAAUUAUUAUAUAUUAGCCAAUAAUGAGGAAGAAUAAGCAUUACAAAUUCAAAGCCAACAAAAUAUGAUAGGAAGUGGCAAAAUUAAGAACAACCAAUUAAAUUAAAGUCAAAUGAGUGGAAAUUCAGUUCCUCCAAAUCAACAAAUAUAAAAACCAAUUUCAAGUUAGGAUGGAAGUGAAGGAUCUAAUAAUCAAUUCAGUAAAUCUCCUGGCAAAUCAACUCCUGGAAAGUCUGGUUAACAAACUAAUUCCUAAGGGGAGAGUUCAAUGACUGGAGAGAUUGACUCAAAAGAAUCAAAUGUUGGUUAAUAAUUAUCAGAUCUAGUGAUGAGGAGAGUUAUCACUAUCAUUUUAGCAGUUUUGAUUAGUAUUCCGUUGAUCAGCUUUGACACCUAUUAAGAGAAAAUCAAUAGUUAUGAUUCAGGAAUCUUUAGAAUUUCAUAAUUUAAGGAUAAAUAAAAUGUGAAAGAGAUACUCAUUAAAUAAUAUGCUGAAUUCCAUUAAGGAUAAAUCUAUCCUAUACAAGCAGUACACAUUUUAGUUAAUGGUUCUUGGGUUAAUUAUAAUUACUAGAAAUACCCAGAUUAUUUUGAAUAUACAGCUUUAUCUCCAGAUCAAUACAGAUUUACAGAUCUUUAAUAUUACAUUCAGACUUCUUAAAAUGGAACACUAUUGGCCUAUUCUGCUGCAGAUCUGGUUUCUUAUAAUUAGACUAACUCAAUCCUAUCUAUAUUUUAAACCAUUUUUGUAUGUAUUGUUCUAGCUUUGAGUGCGUUACUCUUCAACAAAGACGUUGAGGAUUUAGUAAUUGAACCUAUUGAAACUAUGAUGAAGUAAAUAGAAUUGAUUGCAGCCAAUCCCUUAGAGGCAGUGAACAUUGAAGAAUAAGAAGAUUUAGUAAUUGAAGAACUAGAAAAAAGUCAAGAUCACAAAAAAUUAAAAGAAAAGGAAAUUGAGAGAACUAUGGAAACCUAUAUAUUAUAACGUUUAAUUAUGAAAGUAGGUGCCUUAUUGGCAGUAGGUUUUGGAGAAGCAGGAUCUGAAAUUAUAGCAGAAAAUAUCAAAAAGGGGGGUGGUGUUGAUCCUAUGAUCCCAGGAAAAAAGAUAAUGGCAAUCUUUGGAUUCUGCGAUAUCAGAAAUUUCACAGAUGCAACUGAGGUCUUACAAUAAGAAGUAAUGGUAUUUGUGAACGAAAUUGCAGAAAUUGUUCAUUCAGCUGUCAAUAGUUUUAGUGGGUCAGCUAAUAAAAACAUAGGAGAUGCUUUUCUUUUAGUUUGGAAAUAUGAUUAAUUUGAUUAUCAUCCUGAUCCAAGUAAUCCUUAAAAACUACUGUUAAGAGAUACUAAAUUAAUCAAAUAAAAAGGAGACAUGGCAGUUUUAGCUUUUCUCAAAAUUAUUACUUCAGUUUCAAUCUCCAAAAAAUUAGAAAAAUAUAAAAAACAUCCUGGUUUGAAUGCAAGAAUGAAGGACUAUUCGGUAAAAAUGGGAUUUGGUUUACAUAUGGGCUGGGGAAUUGAAGGAGCUAUAGGUUCAUCUUUCAAGAUUGAUGCUUCUUACUUAAGUCCAAAUGUAAAUAUGGCCUCCAGAUUAGAAGCAGCUACUAAAUAAUUUGGUUCAAUUAUAUUGAUUAGUGGUAUUUUUAGAGAACAUCUAACCGAAGCUUGUCAGAAAUAAUUACGACUCAUUGAUAUUGUUACUGUCAAAGGUAGCAUCGAACCUAUGAGUAAAAAUAAUUUCUAUAUCUAGAAAUUUACACCAUUGAUUUAUCUAUAAAAAGUUUAUUGAAAGGAAUCAAAGAACCUAUUGAUAAAUAUGACAUCAGUAAAUUAACAUAAAGGGAAGCCAAAAAAUAUCGAGUUGUCUAAAGAUACCAAAGAAAUCAAUUGAUCAAGAAAGUCGAAAAUGAUUAAAUUCAGGUUGCUGAUCUCUUUUAAUCAGAUUAAGAACUUGUUCUUGCAAGGGCUCCAUUUAAGCCAGAAUUCUAUGAAACUUGGGAUCAGGGAUUCUAAUUUUAUAUUAAUGGAUAAUGGGAGAAAGCUUUACCUAUCUUCACUAAGACUCUUGUAAUUAAUUGUAAUUAUGUUUCUCUAGUCUAUGAUACCUGAACAUAAAGAUGGACCUUCGAAUACUCUACUUGAAGUUCUACACUCUAAUGGAAACAAAGCACCUAAUUAUUGGAAAGGCUAUAGAGAACUGACAGAAAAAUGA
Molecule: messenger RNA, 3414 nt
Organism: Paramecium octaurelia
Lineage: Eukaryota; Ciliophora; Oligohymenophorea; Peniculida; Parameciidae
Source: the annotation of a GenBank genome assembly